AUGUCAGCAACCUACUACUCGAAUGUCCGAGUCCUCCCACACACACAACGCAAACCCCUCCGCUCCCCAAAUCGCGACAUCGCCUUCCGAACCCAAUACAUAACCCGCACAAAGACAACCCUCGUCCUCCGCCCCUACGGCAACCCCCACUCAGCCGUCGCCUACAAAAUAACAGAAGAGGACCACACCCCGCAAUUCACCGUCACCGGCCGCAAAUACACAGACCGCUCCUGUCGCGAGUUCCGCGAUGCAUCCGGCCUGCCGCUCUUCGAGCUUCAUCGCAAGUGGUCGUGGAGUAAUAGCUGGUCGGUUAGCUUGCCCGGGUGUGACACGGCGACGAUAGCGACGGGGGCGCCGCGGUGGACGCUGGGGAAUACGGCGUUUGGGAACUUUAAUCUUUCGUUUGAGAAUGCGGCGGCGUAUCCGGGGAAGAGUAAGGAGGAGAAGAUGAUGACGCUUAAUGUUGAGAGACAUGGGGGGAGGUUGGCGCUUUUUGAUGUCGUCGAUGGGGAUAGGAAGGUGGCGGAGAUUAGGGAGAGUAUUUGGCAUAAUGAGAAGUUGGCUUUGAUGUUGAUGUCGAGGUUGGGGUCGAGGCCUGCGCUGGAUAUUGUUGUUAUGCCGGGUGUUGAUGUUUCGUUGGUUGCGACUAUUGCGGUCAUUGUGUCGGAUUGGGUGUAUGGUUCGAGUUGA
This is a messenger RNA of Penicillium bovifimosum, 690 nucleotides long. RefSeq lists its product as uncharacterized. The record is from RefSeq and is a predicted model, not a curated record. Bases 1 to 690 code for a protein of 229 amino acids. NCBI's taxonomy places the organism in Eukaryota, Fungi, Ascomycota, Eurotiomycetes, Eurotiales, Aspergillaceae. The transcript has 2 exons.